Messenger RNA from Cornus florida, 2871 nucleotides. RefSeq lists its product as uncharacterized. Gene Ontology annotation, molecular function: GTPase activity; GTP binding. Lineage: Eukaryota; Viridiplantae; Streptophyta; Magnoliopsida; Cornales; Cornaceae. The record is from RefSeq and is a predicted model, not a curated record. Bases 536 to 2704 code for a protein of 722 amino acids. The transcript has 13 exons. Gene Ontology annotation, biological process: translation.
UUUGUAGGGUUUGCCAAGUUUCGAAUUUUAUUCCCAACUAGGAAAAGGGAAAAAAGAAAAAAACAAGAAAAUAGAAGAAAAUAUUGCCAAACAGCCACCAAGUCCGACACAGAUUAGGAAACAGCCACUAAGUCCGACACAGAUUAGUAAACUUCAGAUGAGAUCUAUAUUGAGCACUGAAUCUGGCUGAGAGGUUAAAGAUGUCCUUGUCCCAAUCCGAAUUUCCCAGGGAAUUGUUGUAUGAAUAUCACAAUCGAGAGAGCAGAGAGAAACGAAUCACUUUCUAAAUUCUCUUUUUCGAAGAACAUUCUCAGUCGAGCCUCUCAGCUGCUAAAUUGACUUGUAGGUCAGUCCUAGACUUGAUAAGGAUUGGCAUCUAAAUAAAUCAAGAAGUCUCUUGGAUGGUGCAAAGAAUUAACUAACUAUAUAGGACGAUUACCUAGUGCAUGAUUUAGUUGUGAAAUUGUGUUCCCUUGAAGGUGGUGUGUUCAUCAGCUUAAUUAAGAAAUCAGGACCAUGCCUCGUAAAGUUAAAUAUGGAGUUGAUUAUGAUGAAGACUAUGAUGCCUACGAAGAUUACAAUUAUGAUGAUUUUGGUUCUAUCGCAGAAGAAAACCGUGACAGCUGAAGAACCCGAGACAAACCAUAACAGUGUUAGGCCUGUGGUUUGGAGUUGCUCAAUUUGUACAUUUGAUAAUGGAGAGAGUAUGUCUGCAUGUGAUAUAUGCGGAACUCUUCGUAAUCCUUCGGUUAACAUUUAUAGCAACGGCAAUAAGAAUACAGCUGAUGGCAUGUGCAAAGAUUCUGGAGCAUCCAUUAUGGCCAAGUCUCUUUUUGCAUCAUUGCUGUAUCGGAUACCCAAAAAGGCUGUGGCCGCUGUGACCUAUCAACAACAGAAAGAUGAUUUUUCAACGGAAGAGUGCAAUAACUUCCACAAGCUUGGAAAUAUCCAAGGAAAUUUUCAUGAAUUUCAUAAGGCUUUUAGCAGUCAAAACCAUUACCAUUUCCAUAUAGCCCCUUUCAAGUUUGAUGUCCCAUCUCCAGAUGACUUGGUAUCAAAUGGAAAGCGUGCCUCCAAAAUGGGUUCAAAAGCCAACUUCAACAAGUUAUCUGCUUCAGAUGUUCCAUCAAGCGACAGAGAGAAGAACACUGCAGGCAAAUUACAGUCACGUGCUAAAAAAUCUGAUAGCUCUUUGGUAUCAGUGUCAGAAAGCAGACAUGAUAGUGUGGAGGAGACCAAUUCUUCAGUUAAUGGGCAUGUGCCACAAAGUCUUUCCAGUAGCCUGAGCAAUAUGUCUUUCAAUGUUAAAUCUGGAUCCUCAAAGAAUGUUGAUGCCAGAAGAGCUAUAUCAUAUUCUCAGUAUAAACCUGAGAAAUGGAUGCUACCUGACAAAGCAGAAGAUAGGCUGAUUCAACUAAAUCUUGCUAUUGUUGGCCACGUUGAUUCGGGGAAGUCAACACUCUCGGGAAGGCUGCUGCAUCUUUUGGGCCAAAUAUCCCAAAAGCAAAUGCACAAAUAUGAAAAAGAGGCUAAAAUACAAGGAAAGGGGUCCUUUGCUUAUGCAUGGGCAUUGGAUGAGAGUGCUGAAGAAAGGGAGAGAGGAAUAACUAUGACAGUAGCUGUUGCUUAUUUAAACUCCAAAAGAUAUCAUGUUGUUCUACUUGACUCCCCGGGCCAUAAAGAUUUCGUUCCAAACAUGAUAUCUGGGGCAACACAGGCAGAUGCUGCAAUUCUUGUUAUAGAUGCCUCAGUUGGCUCAUUUGAAGCAGGUAUGGACAUCACCGGAGGGCAAACAAGGGAACAUGCACGGCUUAUUAGAAGUUUUGGUGUAGAUCAAAUUAUAGUUGCAAUUAACAAAAUGGAUGCUGUGGAAUACUCCAAAGAACGUUUUGAUUUCAUUAAACAGCAACUUGGAACAUUUCUCCGCUCAUGUGGCUUCAAGGAUUCUUCUAUCCUAUGGGUUCCGUUGAGUGCCAUGGAAAACCAAAAUUUGGUGGCAGCUGCUUCUGAUGUACGAUUAUUGUCCUGGUACAUGGGGCCUUUUCUGUUGGAUGCAAUAGAUUCUCUCCAACUUCCGGCAAGAGAUUACUCAAAGCCUCUACUAAUGCCCAUAUGUGAUGUUAUCAAAUCCCAGUCACUUGGGCAGGUGUCUGCAUGUGGGAAAUUGGAGACUGGGGCACUUCGAAGUGGAUACAAGGUUCUAGUUAUGCCAUCAGGAGACAUGGGCACGGUACGCUCCUUGGAACGUGAUUCUCAGGCUUGUGCUAUUGCGAGAGCCGGAGACAAUGUGGCUGUCCGUCUACAAGGUCUUGAUGGAAGCCAUGCGAUGAUGGGUGGGGAUGUGUUAUGCCACCCAGAUUUUCCAGUUGCAGUGGCAAACCAUUUGGAACUGAAGAUUCUUGUCUUAGACGUUACAACCCCAAUUGUAAUUGGCUCUCAGAUGGAGUUUCAUAUACAUCAUGCAAAGGAAGCUGCUAGAGUUGUAAGGUUAUUGUCAUUACUCGAUCCAAAGACUGGAAAGGUGAAAAAGCAGUCCCCAAGAUGUCUAAGUUCAAAGCAGAGUGCAGUAGUUGAGGUGGUUCUGCAAGGAGCGGUUUGCGUGGAGGAGUUUUCUAGCUGCAAGGCUCUCGGGAGGGCAUUCCUAAGAUCAUCAGGAAGAACUGUUGCUGUAGGCAUUGUAACCCGAAUAAUGGAGAGAGAAUAAUUCAAUCCGACACUGCAUACCUGAAGAACAGGUGACAUUGAAAGUUGUGGUUUCAUUGUACAUUGUUUAUUUAGUGGAUAGAAGAAAUAUGGAUGUACAUUAUCGAUGAGUCGUCCUGUUCAUGUACACAUGCAAAGUUUAUUUAUUUAUUUAUUUUAUUUCAUACA